Messenger RNA from Aspergillus terreus NIH2624, 1422 nucleotides. Its product is annotated as FAD-dependent oxidoreductase. Bases 1 to 1422 code for a protein of 473 amino acids. The record is from RefSeq and is a predicted model, not a curated record. NCBI's taxonomy places the organism in Eukaryota, Fungi, Ascomycota, Eurotiomycetes, Eurotiales, Aspergillaceae. Gene Ontology annotation, molecular function: FAD binding. The transcript has 4 exons.
AUGGAAGGAAAAGGCCCCUCAUUCAAGGUCAUCAUCGUCGGAGCUUCUGUCACGGGUCUAACCCUCGCUCACUGUCUUCAUCGGGCUGGCAUAGACUAUGUGGUGCUGGAGAAGCAUCAUGAAGUCCAUCCUCCGAUUGGCGCCGCAGUGGCCAUCCUGCCGAAUGGAGGACGGAUUAUGGAGCAGUUGGGGAUCUUUCGGCAUAUUGAAGACCGAUGCCAGCCAUUUCAAAGGGUGCAUCUUUGCUUUCAAGAUGGGUUCUACUAUGAUAGCCUCUCACCUAGUGUCGUCUUGAAAAGAUUUGGCUUGAAGUUCGCCGCUCUGGAACGGACGCAGCUACUCGAAAUCCUGUACACUCAUCUGCCCGACAAGUCCAGGGUUCUCACGAGCAAAGGUGUCGUCCGGAUAACUCCCCACGGCAACAAGAUGUCUGUCACCACUGCGGAUGGGGACGAAUUCCAGGGAGACCUGGUUGUCGGCGCGGACGGCGUGCACAGCGUGACGCGGCGGGAGAUGUGGCGCAUUGCCAACAUAGAGCAGCCGGGGUUGAUCCCAUUCAAAGAACAGGCCAGCAUGUCCGUCGAGUUCAGCUGUAUCUUCGGCAUGUCCAACCCGAUCCCCGGGCGAAAGCACUGGCAGCAUAUAAUUCGGAUCGGACCAGGCUUUACAUUCUUGAUAUUUCCCGCUGCGGGGGACAGCCUCUUCUGGGUGCUGAUUGAGAAGCUACCGCACAAGUAUAUCUACCCUGAUGUUCCGCGGUUCUCGCAAGAGGACGCCGUUACACGCUGUGAGGCAGCCGCCAGUCAGCCUGUCUGGCAGGAAGUACGGUUCCGGGAUAUCUGGGCUCAGCGCCGGGGGUUCCGGAUGGUUGCGCUAGAGGAGAAUCUCUUUCGCACCUGGCAUCAUGGCCGGAUCAUCUGCAUCGGGGAUAGUAUCAGCAAGAUGACCCCCAACAUCGGACAAGGUGCCAAUACUGCCAUUGAAGCAGCAGCUGGACUGGCUAACGUGAUAUACGCCAUCACGCAAAACCACCACCAACCGUCGGAUGAUACCAUUCACCGGGCGCUUGCCAACUUCAGCGAGAGACACCGCAAACGACUGGACGCUAUCCAUCUAGAAUCACGCUGGAUUACGCGACUGGAGGCAUGCCAAGGAUGGGUGGUCACGGCCUUCACGCGAUAUGUGGCGCCGCACUGUGGCGAUCUCUUUGCGUUGGGAGUGGUGCGGAACUCGUACAAUGGUGAAGUACUGCAAUUCUUGCCGUUGACUGAGCGCUCGGGAAAGCACUGGCCGAAGCUAGAAUGGUGGAAUACGUGGGGUCUGUCCAAAUGGCAGGAAUUUGGAGAGAGACUGGUGUAUUGCUUUGGAGUUGUCAUACUUUUGUGGAUCAGUUGGGCGGUCUUCAAUGUUAACCAAUUGUGA